Molecule: messenger RNA, 2230 nt
Organism: Leguminivora glycinivorella
Lineage: Eukaryota; Metazoa; Arthropoda; Insecta; Lepidoptera; Tortricidae
Gene: CYP49A1
Product: probable cytochrome P450 49a1
Exons: 13
Coding region: 119-1870 (583 amino acids)
Molecular function (GO): heme binding; monooxygenase activity; oxidoreductase activity, acting on paired donors, with incorporation or reduction of molecular oxygen
Source: RefSeq, a predicted model, not a curated record
GCCAAAAGGGAACACUCAAUCAACUACACCGACUGGUCCGACUGUACUGGACUAUGGACUAUAGUGUGCCAAGUGAAAAAAAGUAGUGUUUUGGAUUGAAAACGGUUAAUAGUCGAAGAUGAGGAGUCAAAUCCGCGCAGCGCAGUGGCCGAUCAAGAGCUACUGCCGGCAAGCCGCCACCAGCCUUCAGGUCACCAACAGUCAGCAGGGCACCACCAGUCUUCAGGUCACCAGCAGCCGGCAGGUUACCACAAGUCUUCAGGUCACCAGCAGCCGGCAGGUCACCACCAGCAGCGCCGGGCACAGGCAGGCAGCUGAAGGACCUUUGGAAAGUGGCAAGCUCCCGGCUCGGUCAUGCCCCGCCCAAGGCCACCGCGCGCGCUCCACGCACGCCGUGCUCGACUCCUCGGUCUUCGAGACCGUCACCCCCUCGUCCGUCAGACCCUGGGAGGAGGUCCCGGGCCCUAGACCGCUGCCGCUGGUUGGCAAUACUUGGAGAUUUGCGCCCUUUAUAGGCAACUACUCCGUGGAGCACGUGGACAAGGUGUGCCUGUCGCUGCGCGCGCAGUACGGCAAGUGCGUCAAGAUAGCCGGGCUGCUCGGCCGCCCCGACAUGCUGUUCGUGUUCGACGCGGGGGAGGUGGAGCGAGUGUUCCGGGCUGAGGACGGCGCUCCACACAGGCCAUCCAUGCCGUCGUUAAAUUAUUACAAGCACGUUUUGAGGAAAGACUUUUUUGGCGCCGAGGAAAACUGCGCAGGAGUCAUUGCUGUGCAUGGCGAUUCUUGGUCCGCGUUUCGCACAAAGGUGUCUCGAGUGGCCCUGAGCACCAGUGCCGCCGCGCAGUACACCGUGGCCGUCAGCGAAGUCGCUGACGACUUCAUAAACAGAUUGCGUGGAAUCAGAAAAGAGGACAACGAAACUUCAGAGGACUUUUUAAAUGAAGUUCACAAGUGGUCUUUAGAAUCUCUGGGUCUGAUAGCCCUGGACACGCGGCUGGGCUGCUUCCAGGCGCGCUCGGGCUCCGAGAGCCAGCGCCUCAUCGACGCCGUCAACACCUUCUUCCUCUGCGUGGGGCAGCUCGAGCUCAAGGCGCCCUGGUGGCGGCUCUGGAACACCAGGAUGUUCAAGCAAUAUGUUAAUGCUCUUGACACUAUCCUCAGUGUAACUCUAAGCCACGUGGAGAGAGCACUGGAGGAGGGCAAGGCCAGUUCCAACAAGUCCCUGCUGCAAGACCUGGUGGCGGCUGCCGGCACCAGGGUCGCAGCUGUAGCGGCUCUUGACAUGUUCCUCGUGGGCAUCGACACGACCUCAAACGCUGUAGCUUCAACUCUCUACCAGCUAUCGCUUCGGCCACACGUACAAGAGAGAAUCUACGAGGAAGUCUCACAGGCGCUGCAGGGGAGGGACUUAAGGCCGGGGGACGUCAACCAGAUGCCGUACCUUAAGGCCUGUGUCAAGGAGGUGUUGAGGAUGUAUCCAGUGGUGAUCGGGAACGGUCGGCAGCUUACGAAGGACACCGCCAUCUGCGGGUACAACAUCCCCAAAGGGACGCAGGUGAUCUUCCAGCACUACGUGAUGGGCAACAGCGAGGAGAACUUCACCGCCGCCGCCGAGUUCCGCCCGGAGCGCUGGCUCAAGCGCUCGCCGUUGGACAAGCACAGCGCUUUCGCUUCGCUGCCUUUUGGGUUUGGUCGACGGAUGUGUCUCGGCAGACGGUUCGCUGAGCUGGAGAUACACACCGUCAUUUGCAAGAUGGUGCAGGCGUUCAAGCUGGAGUACCACCACGAACCGCUGGAGUACCACAUUCACCCCAUGUACACCCCGGACGGGCCUAUCCGGAUCAAGCUCAUCGACCGGGAGAGUACUUAGUGUAGUAGGCCGCCGACUUAGGGAUACGUUCUACGAUCCACGUUCCGGGUCACUUCCGGGUCGUAUGUGGUGCAGCGGAUUCCAUUGGCCAUACAACGUGGAAAUGCUGGUGCUGUGCCCGGUACGACGCGGGCGUGUCCUAGUUAAAUUACGCGUAUGUUAUUAACCCACAUAUGGGUAAAUGACGAACUAGGGAUUGCAAUCCGGUCCGGCGGAUCCGGUAAUCCGGCCGGAUCCGGUGCUUUUUUCAUGCUACCGGAUCCGGUGAAAUUCGCCGGAUCCGGUACCGGAUCCGGUAUUGUAAUUUAAUAUGUUGGAAUAGUGCUAAAAAAUAACAUUUGAACGUAACUCAACAGGGGA